Molecule: messenger RNA, 2028 nt
Organism: Tricharina praecox
Lineage: Eukaryota; Fungi; Ascomycota; Pezizomycetes; Pezizales; Pyronemataceae
Product: NLI interacting factor-like phosphatase-domain-containing protein
Exons: 1
Coding region: 101-1867 (588 amino acids)
Molecular function (GO): phosphoprotein phosphatase activity
Source: RefSeq, a predicted model, not a curated record
UUAAAUCUCGCGCCUCGCAUGGGGCCGACCGGGGGGGGCAUUUAAAGAAUUUCUCGACCCCUUGUUGUUGCUGUCGUCGGCGCACACACACGUCGUGUGAAUGUCGAAUCUCAUCCUCCGUCACCGUGUCGGUGUCACCUCCACUACCGCACGACUCCUCAUCAAUAUGGCACGGAAUAAACGAAGCUCCGGCAACAACAACACCACCGCAAAUCGUAACGAGGGAAGAGCGACAAGCAGGAGUAGGAGUCCUCGUGCCUACGAUGGCGGCGAAAGGGAGUACAGGAGGAGAGACGAUGAUCGCCGCGGCGCAGGAGGGGGAGCGGUGUCGCAAGCCACGCCGAUGAAUGUGUGGCAAGGAGGAAGAGAGGGAGGAGGGGGAGAAGGAGGAGGAGGAAGGACAAGGGCAAGCAGAAGGGAGCAGUUCCAGCUGCCCGAGCGACUGAACAUCCCGCCCCCAACGACAGCGCCUCGCGGCAGUGGACACGACAACUACACACCACACGGCGCAAACUACAACCGGGAGGGACACUACGGCAGCUUCAACCACAAUAACUACAACAACAAUCGUGGAAUGGCGAACCUACCACCUAGGCCUCCGCCCUCGACAGCCAUGCCCGUGCACGGCUAUGCCGCCCGUCCACCAACGCACACAAGGUUCUUCCAUGACGAUCGGCACCAGCAGGCUCCGCAGAAAGGAGGCUGGAAGCCGCAGAACCUGCAACGGCCAGGAGGAGGCUGGCGGCAGAUGGAGGAGUUUGAACGGAAUGAGCAGCCGCACCCGGAUUACGUGAAGCGGGGGGCCUAUAACCCGCCAUCGGCGCCGCAAGGCAGAGCCCAGCAUAUUUCGCAACGGGGCCAUGCACAGCCGGAGGAGCGGAAGCACAACUUUGGGUUCACAAUCCAACGUCAGUACGGGGGCGCCCCCGACGGAAAGCACAACCCUCAGCCUACAACUCAACAUCAGUACGGAGGGGCGGCCUACGACCGCACCGCGCAGCCCACAAUAGCGCCCGUCGCCACCGCCGCAUACCUCGAGCAAUCCUUACAGCCAUCGCAGAAGCUCAGCACACCCAAGGAACUGCUCGUGAUCCUGGAUCUGAACGGAACUCUUCUUUUCCGUAAGAAGGGGAGGAACGCAACGGGUUCGUCAGCUCCCACCCUACGUCCCGGCCUUUCGGGUUUCUUGAACUACGUCACCGGCAACUUCAAAGUCAUGAUCUGGACUUCCGCGCGCCCCGACAACGCAAAGCGCAUGGUUGAUGCCGCGUUCACCAAGAAGCAGAAGCAGAAGCUCGUCGCUGUGUGGGCCCGCGAUACGCUGGGCUUGACCUCGUCCCAGUACAACGCCAAGGUCCAGGUCUACAAGACGCUCGAGAGGAUAUGGAACGGGAGGUUUGCGAUCAAGGGUAAGGCGGCUUUUGAUCAGACCAACACGGUUCUCUUCGAUGACUCGACCGAGAAGGCUGUGGGUCAUCCGUACAACCUGGUCUGUGUUCCGGAGUUCGACGGCAACCAGAGCCAGAUUACAGGAGAUAUGGUGCUCCAGCAGUGUAUUGAGUAUCUGGAGAAACUCAAGUGGCAGUCGGAUGUAUCUGCUUACAUACGUGCACAUCCAUUUGAGUCCGUCACUAAAUCUAAGGGGACACCUAAGGGUGCUGGACCGAGACAGACAGCUAAGGAAUUGUCUGUCGAUGAAGACGAUGUUGCUGAACAUAAGGAAGAUGGGGAGGAGGAAGACGAAGACGGUUAUCCCGAAGAUAAGGAGGAGGGGGAGGAGGAAGAGGAAGACGAUUAUGCCGAAGAUAAGGAGGAGAGCGAGGAUCAAGAGGAGGGGGGUGUCAAGCUCCGCGGUUGGAGGCGAUGAUCAAGUCCAUUCAUGAUGUUUUGCUUUGCCACUUUGGUGCCAGUAUACCCGCAGUUUUACUCUGUAUAAUUGGGAGGGGGGCGGUGCCCGGACAGCGUUGUUUUUCUAGGUGAAGCGGUUUCAAUUUUGCAAGACCUUUUAACAAACAAAUAGAAGAAGUA